AUGCCAUUUACGCGGAAGCCGAAGAUUGAUGGCAUCGAACCUGAUAUUGCGGUUGGGGGCACUGAGCCCUUUGGUCUCAUGGAGGUCAAGAACGAGGUCGGCUUGAGCGGGGAUGCUUCAUUGCAAGCUGGUUUAAUGUAUGCUAGAAUUGUGACGGAAAUGAUGGGAAAGCAAUCAAACUGCCCUGCCGUUCUCAUUGGCGUCAUGGGGGAUCUCCUGGAGAUUGCGAUUGCUACCUACACAGAUGGCCCUUAUAUCGACUGUCUUUUCUCCUACCAGCUGUGUUUAGGCUUCCAUGAGCUCACUGUAGUCCCUCGUGUGGCUUGUGUCUUCAAGGCUGUGAAAGAGGUGUUUACAGGGCUAGAGCGGUUCUACUCGGAAAUCGACAAUGUGCCGCCACCGCUGGGGAUCUCCUACUUGUUUCUGGUUGCCGCCGCCUUGCCCUUCUUACGAGCAUCUCAUGCCGCAUCUGAAAUUCACUGGCCGAUUAUCCGUCCCGGGUAA
Messenger RNA from Gloeophyllum trabeum ATCC 11539, 504 nucleotides. RefSeq lists its product as uncharacterized. NCBI's taxonomy places the organism in Eukaryota, Fungi, Basidiomycota, Agaricomycetes, Gloeophyllales, Gloeophyllaceae. The transcript has 2 exons. The coding region runs from base 1 to 504 and encodes 167 amino acids. The record is from RefSeq and is a predicted model, not a curated record.